UAGACAAAUUGCAAGAGAUGGUGAGAGGCCUUUGUGCUCGGCUAGACCAAGGAGGAAUUAACAAUGAACACACUAGUGCACAACAAUCUGUUACUGAGAUUGGAAAUAGAAAACGUAAAGAAAAUCCAACUGUUAGAAGUACUGGUAGUGAUAUAGCACAGAGCAAACAGAAAGAUGCAAGUGUUAGAAGUUCUUAUAAUGAGACAGAAAAUGGCAGGCCAAUUCAGCAAAGUUUUAAUGGAAAGAAGCAACAAGAUAACCCCAAAAAGGUCCAGAAGACAGGUUUGGGGAAACAAGUACAGUUGUUAAGUUGGUUUGCUAAAGAAGAAGUAGUUGUUGCAAGUGCUAGUAUUAUAUCAAAAGAUCCAGAAGUUGAGGUGCAUCAUGUGCCUCUUGGCCAUGAUUGUUGGAAAGUAUCGGUGCAUGAAGUUUUUCAUGAUAUAGCCUUGUAUCGCCCAACAAGCGAGUUUAGUAAACUUUAUGCAUCCACAGGAAGUAUGAUUGCAUGGCCUAUCAAGUACAUCAAAGUGAAUUAGGCAUUUUGGAGGUAAAAAUUGGCACCAUGCAUGGUAUGAAGAUGUUCAAAAGGUCAAACCAUGG
This is a messenger RNA of Rosa chinensis, 600 nucleotides long. RefSeq lists its product as uncharacterized. The coding region runs from base 18 to 536 and encodes 172 amino acids. NCBI's taxonomy places the organism in Eukaryota, Viridiplantae, Streptophyta, Magnoliopsida, Rosales, Rosaceae. The record is from RefSeq and is a predicted model, not a curated record. The transcript has 3 exons.